Molecule: messenger RNA, 7466 nt
Organism: Hypanus sabinus (Atlantic stingray)
Lineage: Eukaryota; Metazoa; Chordata; Chondrichthyes; Myliobatiformes; Dasyatidae
Product: LIM and SH3 domain protein 1-like
Exons: 7
Coding region: 219-1079 (286 amino acids)
Cellular component (GO): focal adhesion
Molecular function (GO): actin filament binding
Source: RefSeq, a predicted model, not a curated record
AACCCUUUUUCGACGUGCAGUUUCUUCAGGGCUCGUUCUCAGGGGCCCCUCCUGUUUAUUCCCUCAUUAGAUCAGAGAGAAAACUGCUUCACAUAGAAGCGGAAGGAGGUAAUCAGACCGAGGGAGCGAGAAAAAAAGUGGGAAAUAUUCAGACAUUUGGAAAGACCGAACUGCAGCUAGAAAACGGGAGAGGCAACAAACAAAAAAAAGCCUGUAAAAUGAAUCCUCCGUGCGCUAGAUGUAAAAAAAUCGUCUAUCCGACCGAAAAAGUCAACUGCCUGGACAAGUACUGGCAUAAAUCAUGCUUCCAAUGUGAAAUCUGCAAAAUGACUCUAAACAUGAAGAAUUACAAAGGAUACGAUAAGAAGCCCUAUUGCAAUGCGCACUACCCAAAAUCUUCAUUCACUGCUGUGGCAGACACCCCGGAAAACCUGCGGCUGAAGAAACAAAGCAAGUUGCAGAGUCAGGUUCAAUACAAAGAAGAUUUUGAGAAGAACAAGGGGAAAGGAUUCAGCGCAGUGGCCAGUACCCCUGAGCUGGAACGCAUCAAGAAAAACCAGGAAAUUGUCAGCAAUGUGAAAUAUCAUGAAGAGUUUGAGAAGAGCAAAGGCAUUUCUGCAGUAAGUGCUGAGCGGAGGAGCUCCCAUGACACCCAGGAGUACAGGCCACAGCCAGAGACAAAUCUAGGCUACCAGCCACAAGCACCUUCACACCAGGAGCCCCCGACCCAGGUCUAUAAUCCGCCUGCUGCCGCACCAUAUGCCCCUCCUCCUUCAACUGGGUUGUCAUCCAGCACAGAUGGGAGGGCCUAUGUUGGACACAAGAAAAUCUUCCCGAGAUGUGUCUCCUUGUUGGAGUUGUACUCACCACAGACUGCCAAGCUCCAACUGUCCACUGACAUGAAGGUGGACAUUUACCCAGAGUCUUACAGAAAAGCUCAUCCCCUCUCAAGUUUUACAGAAGGUGCUGUGAUGUUGGCCGGAAUGCCUCUGAAUGUUGAUACAGCUUUGCCUUUGGACAAAGUGUUUAAACUGCUGACAAAUAGGAACAGCUGUGUAUUCCCAAGACUGAUUCCAUGAUCUCUUUCCUUCAGAAACUGAUGUUUCAAGUUAUUCUGGUUUUCAGAUGCAUCAUAUUACUGCACCUUUUAACUAGUUCUUUCACUGGUACAUCUAUGAUCAAAUAGAGUGUCAGAUCACAGUAGAAUUGUGUACAGCAGAUGUUUCACCAUUGUGUAAUUAGUAAUGAAGAGAAAGUAAGUUAAAGUUUCACAGGAGAAGUGCAGAACUUCCCUUGUAAUCCAUUUCACCUUAAUGAGUUAGAAAUGAACCUUCUUGGUCUCAUUUAAUCUAAAGUGGCAUGGUAGUAUGGUAACAGAUAAUGUAACACAGUUCAAUUCCCGCUGCUGUCUGUAAGAAGUGUUACGGAUUCAAGCAACAAUAAAUAUAUGAGUUAGGCAAGGGUUUUUAUAACAAACAACACAUUUAUUAAACACUGAAAAACAAACCCCCAAAAGUAAACAAAUCACUAACGUAACCGGAAAUCAGCUGCUGUGCGGCAGCUUAAACAGUUCUUAAAGUGAUGCUGCAAAAACAGUUCUUAAAGCAAUGAAACUUAAACAGUUCUUAAAACAAUGAAGCUUAAACGGUUCUUAAAGCGAUGUUGCCAAAACAGUUCAUCAAAGUAAUUUUGCAAAAGUUCAAAAUGCUCACAGUCCAUUUAAGGGAGAGACUUUUUAAGACAAUUUAAAUUCUCUUUCACGUCGUGUUGUUUCGAUUCCCAAAUCGAACUUUUCCCACGAAGAAUUUACGUAAUGAAACGGCUUAAAGGCACUGACCUUACCUUUACGACACUGUACUCAAUCCUUUCUGCUAUUUCGCAGGGAUUAACACGAGAACAGUCAACGCAUUCCUUCCGUAUAAGGAUCAAACAAGGUCGAACCUGUUACACAGUCGAAAUCGAUUCUCCUCGAUCUUUUAACUCCCGAACUCCGAUCUUUACUCUCCACUGAUUCUCAACUAGCAGUAUUGUAAAGAAACUGCUGGCAAUGACCUUUUAAACUUUAGGCAUUAGAUAAAGCUUCAUCUUUCAACUAAACUGCGUCAUAAUAUUAAAUCACGCAGUGGCAUGAAGUCAACUUGGCAAAUCCAGCCACGAACUGCCCCUCCUCACAGGGUGGGGUCCUCCUUUUAUACCCUGUAAAAAAAACCUGUCACAUGACCUCUACUGGCGGGAAAAUGACGUCACUCCACCAUCACAAGACCAUUACCUCAAGUCCAGUAUAGCUUCAACACCUGUCACGUGACAAGAACACCACUGUCACGGGUACGUAACAGAAGUUUGUACAUUCUCACCAUGACUGUGUGGGUUUCCUCCCAGAUUCCAUAAAACAUAUGGGUUAUGGUUAGUGAGGUGCGUUGUUAUGUUGUUGCCAGAAGUGUUGUGACACUUGCUGGCUCUUCCCAAUACAAUCCUCUGAUUUGGGACUCAAGUACCAUAUCUUAUGGCAUUUCACUGUUUCAUAGAGUCAUUGAACACUACAGCACAGAAACAUCUAGUCCAUGCAAAACUGUUAAUUUGCCUAGUGCCAUCGACCUGCACCCAGACCAUAUCCCUUCCUUCUGUUUCUCUUAAAUGUUGAAAUUGAAUCCACAUCCACCACUUCUGCUGGCAGCUCAUUCCACACUCACACCACCCUUUGAGUGAAGAAGUUCCCCCUUUAUUAACUUAAAACAUUUCAACUUUCACCAUAACCUCUAGUUCUAGUCUCCCCCACCCUCUGUGGAAAAAGCCCGCUUGCAUUUACCCUAUCUAUGCCACUCAUAACUUUGUAUACCUCCAUUAAGUCUCCCCUCAUUCUCCUAUGCUCCAGAGAAAAAAGUCCUAACCUAUUCAAUCUUUCCUUAUAGCUCAGGUCCUCCAGACUCAGCAACAUCAUAGUAAAUUUUCUCUGGACUCUUUCAACCUUGUUUACAUCUUUCCUGUUGGUUGUUGACCAAAACUGCACACGAUACUCCAAAUAAGGGCUCACCAAUGUCUUAUACAGCUUCAAUAUAACAUCCCAUCUCCUGAAGCAAAGGUUUUCUUUAUGACCCUAUCUAUCUGUGAUUCUACUUUCAAUGAAUUAUGUCUCUGUAUUCCCAGAUUCCUUUGUUCUACCACACUCCUCAGUGCCCCAUUGUUCACUGUGUAAGACCUGGUUGGUCCAACCGAAGUGCAAGACCUUCACUUGUCUGCAGCAGAUCCCAUUUGCCAUUUUUCUGCCCAUCCCACUGCAAGUCAUGAUCGCCUUCCUCACUGUCCACUACACCCCCAAUCUUGGUGUCAUCUGCAAAUUUGCUGAUCCAGUUAAGCUCAUUAUCAUCCAGGUCAUUGAUAUUGAUGACAAACAGCAAAGGAUCCAGCACACCACUAGUCACAGGCCUCCAGUCAGAGAGACAACUUUCUACCACCACUGUCUGACUUCUCCCACAAAGCCAAUGUCUAAUCCAAUUUACUAUCUCAUCUUGAAUGCCACCCUUCCUCCUUUAAUCCCUUCUGCUAUGUCAUAUGCAAAACAACAGAACCCCAGAACAUUGAGCUGCCAGUCCUGCAACCAAGUCUCACUAAUGGCUACAAUCUCAUAAUUCCAGGUGUUAAUCCAUCCCUGAGCCAAUCUGCCUUCCCAAUGAUACUUCUUGCAUUGAAAUGUAUUGUCACUACAAUAUUAGUCCCCCUCCAGUUCAGGUGCAUACCAUCCAUUCUGUACAAGUCCCACCUUCCCUGAUCCUUAUACCCUCCCUCCUACAUCAACUCCUUAGCCACAUAUUAAACUGUAAAUUUUCCUAGUUCUAGCCUUGCUAGCACAUGGAACAGGUAGCAAUUUUGAGAUCACAACCCUGGAGGUCCUGCCCUUUUAGCACCUAGCUCCCUGAACACCCUUGUCACUCAUUCUACCCAUGUCAUUGGGACCUACACGGACCACAUCCUCUGGCUGUUCACCCUCCCACUUCAAAAUGCUGAGGACUCAAUCUGAGAUAUCCCAGACCCUGGCACCAGGGAGGCAGCAUACCAUCCAGAAAUCUUAUUCUUGCCCAUAGAACCUCCUUUCUGUUCCUCUAACUAACGAGUUCUCUAUCACCACAGUGUGCCUCUUCUACCCCCACCCCUUCCUUUCUGAGUCACUCAAUACCAGGGAACUGAAUGUUGUGACUUUCCUCUGUUAGGUCAUCCCCUGUGACAGUAUCGAAAGUGAUAUACGUGUCAUUGAGGAGGGGGAAUGCUCACAGGGGCACUCUGCACUGGCUCCUUAACCCCUUUCCCCUUCCUGACUGUCACCCAGUUCCCUGUGUCCUGCACCUUGAGUGCAACUAUCUCUCUAUAUGUCCUGUCUAUCACCCCGUCAGCCUCCUGAACAAUCGGGAGUUCAUCCAGUUCCAGUUCCAACUCCUUAUUGUGGAUUAUUAGAAGCUGCAGCUGAAUACACUUCUCGCAGUUGUCGUCGUCAGGGACACUGGAGGUCUCCCUGACUCCCCACAUCCUGCAACUGGAGCAUUCAGCCUGGCAUCUCUACUGAUCAAAUGUAAAGAAGGUGGGGGGUGGGGAGGGAACCUCUAUCUACAGCUUUUUUGUGUUCUCUGACUGAAGCCUUUUAGAGCUAAAGCCUCAGUAUCUCCACUCUAACUAUCCACUUUGACUGUGCUUACCCUCACCUUUAAUUUGUUCCUGCUAAACAAUCCCAAAUGGCAAUUGGUCAUUGGUCAAAACUCCAAAAAACUGCCUCGAGUUGCUGCCUUUUUCUACUCUGUUAGCAAGCCUGCAUGAAAUUCCCAGCUCUCAAACUUAUGAUCUCUCAGUCGGUUGUUGGUCAAAGCUUUGACACUCUUGUAUAAAUCAAUACUUUGAUUUGUGAAGGCCAUUGUACCAAAAGCUCUCUUUCUGUCUCUGUGAUGCCACUUUCAAGGAAUUAUGGAUCUAUAUUCCCAGAUCCCUCUGUUCUACUGUUCUCCUCAGUGCCCUAUCACUCACCGUGUAAGUCCUAGCUUGGUUUGUCCUCCCAAAGUGCAACACCUUGCAUUUGUCUGCAUUAAGUUCCAUCUGCCAUUUUCCAGAUGGUCCAGAUCCUGCUGCAAACUUUGAUAGCCAAAGGUUCAAAGGUUAAUUUAUUAUCAAAGUAUACAACUCAGAAAUUCUUCAAUUCUUUGGGUUGCCAUGAAGCCAAGAAAGAAAAGAAAGGCAGCACGAUUAUCAACUCCCAAAUCCCUCCUCCCCACUCAAAAAAAACUGAACAGAAACAGAACAGGCACAUCAACCCCCAAAUCCCCUCACACCCGCGCAAAAAAUGCAAACAGAACAGAUCAGGCACAUUGACCCCCAAAUUCCCCCUCCCUGCACAAAAAAAACCCAAAGAUGAAUCAGGCACAUCAACCCCCAAAUCUCCAACCGCACAAAAAAAAAUGGAACAAAAUUGAAUCGGGCACGUGAACCCAAAUCCUUCUUUCCACACACAAGAAAACCCAAGAUCAGGUGAAAAAAAAACAAUAUAAAAAGCAUAAGACUGAAAAAUAGAGUCUAUAGUCGGAAGUCCACAUCCAAAAUGCAGAAAAAAACUGGGCAACACUGAGCGCAGUGGCAGGCCGUCCCCGCUGUGGUACAGAGCAACUGAUCAAAAUGCAAGCAGCUGGCGGUCAUGCUCUGCAAUUGCUUGGUUGCUUUAUCUCCCUUGUUGCUUUAAUCAGUGAAAAAUGGGAGCUGUAAUUGGCGAAAUGGAGCCAAAUAAUGGCUUGCGUCCCAUCCUGCAGCCUGCCAGCUAUGAGGUUUACACUCACUGCCUCUGCUUCCUAGAAUCCUCUCAGAGACUGCAGAGUGUUGGAACACCCAAAUGAUCUCCAAACUUCUGCACUCGCUUGAUGUUUCAAUCGCCCUUGUUGCUUUAAUCGGCGCACAAUGGAAGCUAUAAUAAGCUGUAAUGGGGUCAAAUAAACUGCAGUCUUGUCACGAGUUUCACUCACGCUGCCUCUGCCUCCUGGAAUCCACUUGGAGACUGCAGUGUGCUGAACACUAAAAUGAUCUCCAAACAGCAAAUCACAGGCUCUAACAGGUCCCGAAUCACAUCAAGAUGAAAACCGUAAAAGACAUAAAAGAAGUGAAAAAGAUGGUUUCAUGAUAUAUCCAGAAGAUGUCGACCAAAGGAGCAUUGUACGCAGGCAUCAUCUUGAACGGAAGCCAUCAUCAUUGUCCUCCAACAAAUGCCCAGCAGGUAGGGUAAUGUCUGUAAGGUGACGCAAGCAGGUUGCUCUGCCUGCUUAAGGACUGUUUGGCGAUACAAUUAUUAGAACUGCUGCCAGUCUUUUGUGGACCAGGUUUCACGUUCUCCCUGUGAUUAUAAGACCCAAGAACAAAAUUAAGCUUUUCGGCCCAUCAAGUCUGUUACACCACUUGAUGUGGUGGAUUUAUUUUGAGGGGAUUUAUUUUCCCUCUCAACCUUCCAUAGAACCAUAGAACAUUACAGCACAGAAACAGACUUUUUGGCCCUUCUUGGCUGUGCCAAACCAUUUUACUGCCAAGUCCCACUGACCUGCACCUGGACCAUGUCCUUCCAUAGACCUCUCAUCGUUUUUCUUAAAUGUUAAAAGUGAGCCCACAUUCACCACUUCAUCUGGCAGCUCAUUCCACACUCCCACCACUCUCUGUGUGAAGAAGCCCCCUCUAUUGUUCCCUUUAAACUUUUCCCCCUUCACCCUUAACCCAUGUCCACUGUUUUUUUUCUCCCCUAGCCUCAGUGGAAAAAGCCUGCUUGCAUUCACUCUAUCUGUACCCUUCAUAAUUUUAUAUACCUCUAUCAAAUCUCCCCUCAUUCUUCUACACUCCAGGGAAUAAAGUCCUAACCUAUUCAAUCUUUCUCUGUAACUCAGUUUCUCAUGUCCCGGCAACAUCCUUGUAAACCUUCUCUGCACUCUUAUACUCAAUACUUUGAUUUAUAAAGGCCAAUGUACCAAAAGCUCACUUUACGACCCUAUCUACUUGUGACGCCACUUUUAAGGAAUUUUGUAUUUUCUCCCCGUAACUUUUGACACCCUUACUAAUCAAGAACCUAUCAAUCUCUGCUUUAAAUAUACCCAAUAAAUUGGCCUCCACAGUUGACUGAUAAUAAAUUUCAUAGAUUAACCACCCUCUGGCUAAAGAAAUUCCUCCUCAUCACUGUUCUAAAGGGAGCUCUGAGGCUGUGCCUUCUGGUCCUAGACUCCCCCACUCCUCUCCUAUCUAGGUCUUUCACUAUUUGAUAGGUUUAAAUGAGAUCCCCUCUCAUUCUUCUAAACUUAAGUGAGUGUGGGCUCAGAGCCAGUAAACACUCCUCGUAUGUUAACGCUUUCAUUCCUGGGAUCAUUCUCAAGAACCUCUUCCAAUGCUAGCACAGUCUUUCUUAGGGGCUCAAAUCUGCUCAGGAUACAGUCUGUACAAUUCCUAAUAAAGCCUUGUGUGUUUUC